Molecule: messenger RNA, 1977 nt
Organism: Monosiga brevicollis MX1
Lineage: Eukaryota; Choanoflagellata; Craspedida; Salpingoecidae
Exons: 7
Coding region: 1-1977 (658 amino acids)
Molecular function (GO): protein binding
Source: RefSeq, a predicted model, not a curated record
AUGGCGGCCACCGUGCCUCCGACCAAGAAGCGCAGCUCCGACAAUGUCCUCAUGCAGGAGAUUGCCAAGCACCUGCAUGAUCAUGCCCUCCGACGCCACAACGACCAGUCCUGGACAAAUUCUUCUCGCUUGCGACAAGCCAAAACGUCCCGGGCCGUUGAUCCCCCCGUCAUCACCUCAGCUGCCCGCAAUACCACAACGUCGUGUGCCCUGUCACACCCUGUUUCUGAUGGCCAUCCCAACUGCUCUUGCUACCCCCCGUCGCCAGAUCCCGUGCCCGAGCGCGCUCAAAACGCUCGUCAGCUUCAAGAGCAAUUCGGCCGCCGCCUCAGUCACAUGGACACGGUGCACAGCAAGCUGCACCGACACAGCCAAACUUAUAGCUACGGACGUGGGCAAAGUCACCAUGACCGUCGCUCGUCAGCUCUUCCCCUCUUGCAAACCAAUCAUCGAGGCUCACUCCUGCGGGGGCCGUCUGCAAGCUAUACGGGUCGCGCAAGCCUGACCACUCAAGAGCGCUCCUUCCACCGCAACCUCUCAACUCAAGGAACCAUCAUGGGGCUCGUCGCUCACUCCAAUCUGCCAAAUCGGGAUCAAGCUCGCCACCGUUCUACUUACAUGUCAAGGCGAACAAGCCGCCUGAGUGGCUUUCAUAGCACCAGUGCUCUUCACUCGCCCGCCUCUUCGACCUCAGUUCUCUCCCCUCAUAGUAGCGCAGGCGAUGGCGUCCCCCCGCUCUCUGUUCACCGCUUGGACCAAGUUCAUUUGAGCGAAACCCCAAGCAUUGACAGCGUCGAUAGCGUUGGUGUGGAAGCCUCCGACAAGGCCGCCUCCGUGGGCAUCUCCGUCAUUGCCGAGGAAGAUCGCAUGCAACCACCAUCAAGGGCCGGCAAAUCAAGUUCGGCCAAUGACUACCCCUCUGUGACCGCCAUGCUUUCCACCAGUCCAGGCUCGCGCCUCAGCCUCGCCCACAUCUCACUGGACGCAGCUCCACCGACGCGCCCACGACCCAGUCAAAGCAUGCUGAGCCCCAGUAGCGUUUUGCGCGCAGCAGCCAGUCCUGGUUGCCAGCGCCAGCUCUCUUCGUCUGACUUCAAGGCCGCAGCCAAGCGCACUGAUCGCUUGCUUGAACGGCCUCGCCGCAACCGCAGCAAUAGUGCAUCUCCUCGCCUCGACCAGAGUUACCGCAGCAACCAACUUCUUGAAGUCGUUCCCCUCACCACUAUUCCCAAAAGCCCCGUUCUGGGCCACAUCAAGAAACCGCGUCGCUUCACCGCCAAUGCCCCCGUGCCCGACCACACGGACAAACUGCAAGCUCCCGGACAGACAGCAUCCCACCCGCCUGCAAGCCAACCGUCCUCGCUGGGGGCCAUUGCCGAGCAGGCCAUCUCUGUCAGCCCGGGCAGAUUGCCCCACCUGCCCGCGAUGGAUUCGGCGGUGCCCGACUUACCAAAUGAUCAGGCCUUCAAAGACAUGCCGGCGUCAGGUGUGAGCGAACAAAGCGACGCCAACAAGCUGGGCAAUAAUGGGAACGCGGUCAUUGGUGCUCCCCCGUCGUCCUCUCUCCUGACUAACCCAACGGCUCCGGUCUUGCCUGCCAUCAUGCCGGCUCUUUAUCUUGACCGCUGGUGGAAGGCCAUCGAUGCCGGUGAUUUCGAGGCCGUUCAGGCCUUAUUAGACAUCUGGCCCCAGCUCAUGGAGGAACGACGAGACCAAGACCAAGCCACAGCGCUCAUGGUUGCUGCUGGUCUGGACGAUCAAGACCUUGUCGAAGUCUUGCUUGAGCGCGAAUCAAAUGUCGCCGAGGUGGAUAUUGACGGUUUUUCUGCGCUACACUACGCCGUCUCGCAGCGGGCAAGCGUGGACAUUUUGGAUUUGUUGCUCGAAGCUCGGGCGCCGAUGGAAGGCUUCAAGGUUUGUGCCUGCCUCGGCUUGGAUCGUGUCGACCUCUUCAUUGAGGUACCGAUUGGCGACUGA